AAAGGUCCUAUCUGUAAGAAAAUACAAAGUCUUGUUCCAAACUCGUCAGAAAGUGAUGCUCUGUUGAGGACGAGGUCGAUCGACAGCCCAUAGUGUCAGUUUUUGACGAAGUGGACUCAAAAAUCACAUUUUCUCACAAAUACGACCUUUAGUGUCAAAAGUACAAGAAAAACUAGACUAGAUGUACGAACGACGUUUCCAUGUAUGUACAUACUGCAUACUGUGGGUCGACUGACUGUCGUUCUUAACUCAGAUAUUCAGCAUAUUUGAUACCACAGAUGAAAAUGACCAGAACACUGAGGAGAAUAAAAAGAUGAACAGAAUAAGGAUUGUGUUCAGUGUCACAGCAUCUAUGUUUAUUAACUUGUGGAGGCUUUAGGAGUGUUAAAUGUCAUCACGGCUGCAGCUGAUCAUAAACUGGAUUAACAUGUUGACCUGAUGAUGGUGCGACAAGAAGAGUCACCACAGUUAUUUCUGCUCCAUCUGAACAAACACAUCUGAACGACUGAUCAAUAUUCUUCCGUCCACAGAGCAAAAACAUCAUGUUAAAGGUUUUCAGUCGUUAAAAACUGACGGAUCAGCUGAUUUAAAAUCUCCACACCAGAAGAAACAAAUGUAGAAGAAGAAGACACAGGAGACAUGAGAGGUUUUCCUCUUAACUUCAAGACACCAGUGUUGUUGAGCAUCAUCUAGUGGCCAGUGGAGGAACUGCAGCUUCUAGUCUUUCAGCAGCAACAGUUGUAUAUUAAUAUUUAGUUAAUUUUGAGGACAUCAUCCUCGGUGGCCGUGUUCAGGUGCUGCUGACGCACCCCGACGGACAGAAAUAACCAUGUGACCAAUCAGACGACCGAGAGCCGCCUCACAUGAGCGAGUGAGCGGACGAUCAGGACGCAAGUAUGAUGGAAGUAUGUGAGCGUGCGAGGUAAGAGAGGCUGUUGCCAUGGCGCCCAGCUGCCUCCUGUUCCCUCCACCUGUUAGAGACCACACACACACACACACAGCUACAUCAGUGUGUGUGUGUGUCCUUCAGUGUGUCGUCUUCAGACUGACUCACUGGCGGUCAGCUGGUUGCAGGAGUCCUGCAGCUCGUCAGACUCGUUGAUGCAUCAGAGCCAAAAAUAUCCUCUUUUUUUUUUUUAUAAUUAUUGCACACAGUCUUCUCCGUCCAAACCUUCUGCUGCCUACGUUACCCACAAUGCAUCACGGCUGCAGCCAGCUCGAUGCUGGUAGCAGAUGUCUGCCCGGAUCACUUCUUUCUGACUCAACACCAACACUUUUGUUUCAGAUUCAAACUCCUCGCCCGACGCAGGUGACGUCACUCGAGGCAGUUUGACUUCACACAGUCGACUACAGACGCUACAGGAUUAAAAGUACAGAACAUCACAACGUCUGGAAACAUGGAGGAUCAUGAUGCAGUUAAUUCAAACACAAAAUCCUCUGAUGUCCACUAGAUGCUGCUGAAGAGACCCGACAACAGAGAAAAGUUCCUCAAAUGAUGAAAAGUCCAGAAAUGUUUUGUGGACACGGAGGAGACGAGGACCGAGUUUAUCCUUCUACGGUGAACUGCUCCUUUAAACAGAAGGGAGAGAAUGACCCUGAUGAUGUCAUAGUGAUGUCAUUAAGGGGUCGUCUCUGAUCCUGGACUAGACUAACAUGGCAGCAGCCGUCUCCUUUAAGGUUGCCAUGGCAGCCGGUGACACGCAGCCUGAUAACAUCAAGGCUGGACAACCAAGAUAAACACACAGGCGGUCAGGCCUUCCUCCUCCUUCUCCUCCUCUUCAUCGUCGCAGCACUCGUCUUCUUCCGGAUCAGUCCCCGGUCCGGUCCUGGAUCCGGACCUCGGUCCUCCAUCCCCUGCCUGCCCCGGCUCCCGGUCCUGGGCAGCCUGCCCUGGCUGGGUGGAGGCCUCCCUCCUCACCUCCUCUUCACCCGGCUGGCCCACAGCAUCAUGAAUGAAGUCUGGAGGUGUUCUGACCCGUUCUGCGCCUCAGGUACGGGCCUCUGUUCGCCCUGUUCCUCGGGCCUCACUACACGCUGGUCAUCAACGACCAUCAACACGCCAGAGAGGUCCUGCUGCAGAGGGGGCGGGACUUCGCCGGGCGGCCGAGCAUGGUGGGAGUCAGGUGACCACCGACCUGCUGACCAGAGGAGGGAAAGACAUCGCGUUCUCUGACUACUCUCCUCUCUGGAAGUCGCACCGCCGCCUCGUCCACAACUCCUUCACUCUGUUCGGAGAGGGAAGCAGCCGGCUGCAGGACAUCGUUCUGUCCUCGGUGGACGGUCUGUGUGCCGAACUGCUGUCUGCUGGUGGGCGUGGCUUCGACCCGUCGCCCGCGGUGACCCGGGCCGUCACCAACGUCGUGUGCACGCUGGUGUUCAGCGCCACCUAUCGCCACGGAGAUGCCGAGCUGCAGGAGGUGAUGCGUUACAACGACGGCAUCGUGCAGACGAUCACCAGAGGAGGCCUGGUGGACAUUUACCCCUGGAUGAAGGUGUUUCCGAACAAGUGUCUCAGUAAACUGAAGGAGUGUAUUACCGUCAGAGACCGCCUGCUGUCACACAAACUGGAGGAGCACAAGGUAACGCAGGAGCCGAGGAGUUUAUUCCUCCAGAGACACAAAACCCGUGAUCAUGCACAUCUAAAAUCUAAAAGUCUGGACUUUAUGAAGCUCCUCAUUCAAAUCUGUACCUCUUCUGUGAUCCAGGCAUCGCUGAGUGACGGCGACCCCCGUGACCUCCUCGAUGCCUUGCUCAAGGGCAAGAUGGACAGCGGGCGUGGUCAGCAGUUGUCUGGGUCGACGGAUGAGAAGAUGACAGACGACCACGUCCUGAUGACAGCGGCGGAGGCCUUUGGAGCCGGAGUGGAGACGACGUCCACCACGCUGCUGUGGAUCCUGGCCUACCUGCUGCACCACCCGGAGGUGCAGGAGCGCGUGCAGAAGGAGCUGGACGAGCAGGUGGGCAGCGAGCGGCAGGUGUGUGUGUCUGACCGCGGCCGCCUGCCGUACCUGGACUGUGUCAUCAACGAGGGCAUGAGGAUCCGACCGGUGAGCCCGGUGCUGAUCCCGCACAGCGCCAUGACUGACAGCAGUGUUGGAGGUCACUCUGUUGGUCGUGGGACUCGUGUUCUGGUCAACAUGUGGUCGAUUCACCACGACCCACAUCACUGGGACAAACCCGACCUGUUCAACCCAGAUCGUUUCCUUGACGACCAGGGCCGGCGGGUCACACCAUCCUGCUUCCUGCCGUUUGGGGCGGGACCUCGGGUGUGCGUUGGCGAAUCGUUGGCCAGACUGGAGCUGUUUCUCUUCUUGGCCUCGCUGCUUCAGCGGAUGAGUUUCAGGCUGCCGGACAGGGCGGCUCCGCCAAACCUGCAGGGGCGGCUGGGUGUGGUUUUACAGCCAUUACCUUAUAAGGUCAUUGUCGCUCCGAGGGCGGGCUGGGAGGGCAGCAGCAAAUGAAACACAGCAAAGUUCAAUGAAGAGCUGAGAGAUUGUGAUUGUUUCGCAAAAAUCUUACAAAAUUAAAUUCCUCUUUUAAAAAUUGAACAAAUGAUUAAUCUACAUUUUGAGUUCAAAAAGACGAUUAAUAUUUGUAACAUGCAGAGUUAGCUAGCAGUGCUAAAUAGCAGCUUUUCCCAAACAAGAAAACAGUUCUUUGUAGCUAUAAUAUUUCAAAUGGUCAUGAAAACAAAUAAGGAGCCUUGUUUCCUUUCAGUGAAGGUAAAAUACGUAGUAAAUUUGUUCUAUACGAUCGUUUGGAUUCAGCAUUAAAAAGAUAAGAGAAAAACAGAGAUAAUUUUCAAAGGUUAUUGCAAAAAGCUAAUGCUAUGCUAACCCAUGGCUCCACUGCUCCAACUUCAUGCUUGUGUGGCUUGAUGCUAAUGCUUUGCUAGCUUAUUGUGUAAAAUGAAUAAAAGAUGAUGAACUUCAUGUGAUUUUCCUUUUUCCCCCUCAAUUGGUAUCUACUUUUCUAACAAUAAACAUUCUUAUUUAAAAAAUGAA
Acanthopagrus latus (yellowfin seabream) is the source of this 4004-nucleotide messenger RNA. Its product is annotated as steroid 17-alpha-hydroxylase/17,20 lyase. Gene Ontology annotation, biological process: hormone biosynthetic process; progesterone metabolic process. The transcript has 9 exons. Bases 1953 to 3461 code for a protein of 502 amino acids. Gene Ontology annotation, molecular function: iron ion binding; heme binding; steroid 17-alpha-monooxygenase activity. The record is from RefSeq and is a predicted model, not a curated record. NCBI's taxonomy places the organism in Eukaryota, Metazoa, Chordata, Actinopteri, Spariformes, Sparidae.